GGCUGUUGCUCCUGCAAGACCCGGAAGUGUUGCUGUCACAGGAUGGAAAGCUUUUAGCAGCUGUUUCAUUCAAAGGUUUGCGCCUCACGGACACAUUUACUGUUAUUGUCGGAGACCGCGGUGCAUAAAAUCUGUCUUCGCUAAUCAAACACGACGUUUUCGGCGAAGGAUAAUCAUGAAGCAGUGCUGGGCUCUGUUACUUUAACCCCAGCAUUCAUCCAGGUGUCAGCUAACCGCUGAUGAAAAGUAGCCUGGCUAGCUUCGUUUUAAACGCUCUUAAAUCACCUCUGUGUGUAUCUUUAGAAUAGCCAAGGACGCCUCUAAUCAUCGGGUGGAAAAACUUUCCUGUCAAUGCAAUGAUAAAGAGUAAUUUUGUCCUCCUUCCCGGGUGCACCUGCGAUUCCUGAGUCCAAACAAAGAUGGCCGCGUCCACAGAAAGAAGUUAAAACUGUCGCAGGUUACUCGGUGAAGCUGCUGUUUUUUAUUCUCGGAUGGUUGGAUGAGUUUUUCGGGAAUCUCGAAACGCCUUCAGAAAGACAAAGAUUUUAAACGUGUUUUCAGGCAUCAGCAGCUGAUUAAGACAGAAAGAAAACACAUGUAGGUCCAUAUCCGUCCAUGUGUGCUGGACUACAUUAUAAAAACUAGCGUUUCUGCUGUUGUGUCCUUUCCAUUCAUAUUAAUCGGAGGGGCAUAAUAUACAGGCCACUAUGGAGUCACCACUAAAUGAUAAAGCUUAAUCAGCACUGGGAGUGCAACGUAUUCACUGAGCCAGUUAGUGAGCCCACAGUGGCGCUUUCACAUCUGCCUAACCAGGAGAGAUCUCAGGAGACGCUGCUGUAGUGAAGCAGCUGAACAUAAUGUUUUAUUAAUCAGACAAUUAAGUUCAUCAUAAAGCAUCUAAAUGCUGCUGCUCAUUGUGUCCCAAAGCCCUGCAAACCGGGUCCAGAAAUGCCUGUCACAUGUGUCGAUGUUCACCGUUCAGAGGCUGGGUUAGAAAGAACUAGGAACUUGCCCAGUCCCCUCCCACCUAACUUGGUAGUCUGCCCCCUUUUAUGAUGCCUCUGAAGACUGAGCCCAUAAAUUCUUCAGAAAGUGUUUAAUCAGGUGGCUUCAUAAGGGAGCAGAGUAUGAUUUUCCCUUAGACUUCUGUGCAACCAGAAGUCUUUUUGCAACCAUGGGAGUCGCCCCUGCCGCCUUUACAGCCCUGUGACUGCCUGGCGACCUGUCAGGGUGUACCCCGCCUCUCGCCCAGUGGUUUAAAAAAUAGCCGUUGCUCCUCUUUUCAUUGAUAUCGAUUUAUCUUUAGAACAUCAUGGGUAACGCUGAGAGUGUGGUGGUGCAGAAGCGGCUGGCCCGUUUCCGUCCCGAGGAGCGACCCGUGGUUGAGGGGGUUUUUGACAAGCUCCAGGGUGGUGCUGGGGGCGCCGCAGGGAAGACCAUAACGCUGGAGAUGCUGCAGUCAUCAGUGGGCAGAGUGGCACCGGGCUCGAUGGUGAGGAGGGUCUACCGGUGCAUGUCCAGCAUCGACCCUGGACUGGCAGCUCCAGCAGCCACGGGGAAGGCCGGAUACGCCGGCCCCUCUGGAGUCAGCCGAGAGCAGUUGAUCGUCUUCCUUGCAGACACUCUGCGGGGAACUGCAGAAGAACGUGCCCCCCUCGUCAUGGCCAUGUCCCAGCAUGCGGCAGGGGCGGCAGCGGUUGUCACAUGUGAGCAGGUAGUGGAGUUCCUCCAGGACCUGGUCUCUGCUGUAGUUCAGAUUUUGGUCCACAGAGGACGCCUGCAGGGCUGGAAGCCAGAGAGGAUGGGUGACAUCUCCCUGGGUGUAAAACUCCUGGCAGAGCAGAUGUGCUCUGAGCUCAAACCAUCAGAUGAGGGGGAUUGUGAUGUUUCCUGUCUGGAAGACUGGAUCUUCAGGGUACAGCAGGUAUCACAGUACCUGGAGCUGCUGGUAGCUGAGGGACUGAGUGUGUCUUUGAGCAACCGGCCAGCCCCGACGCUGCUGCCCCCCUGCAGGGAGACGCCUUGGAAUGAACUGAAGUGUCUACUGGACAUCCCCAGCCUCAUGUUUCUGGCUCCACAGCUGCCAGAUGGCUACAGCGCCCCCUGGAGGCUUGUGUUUUCCACUCGGCUGCACGGGGAGAGCUUUACCAGGAUGGUGGCCGGCCUGAUGAAGCAGGGGCCCACCCUGCUGCUUAUCAGAGACACCAAGGGGCAGGUCUUUGGGGGCUUCGCCUCCCACACCUGGGAGGUCAAACCUCAGUUUCAGGGUGACUCCAGAUGCUUCCUGUUCACUGUGAGCCCCAAACUGAGAGUUUAUACAGCAACAGGAUACAACCAACACUUCAUGUACCUCAAUCAGAACCAGCAGACCAUGCCCAACGGACUGGGGAUGGGCGGUCAGCACGGCUAUUUCGGCCUGUGGCUGGAUAGUGACUUUGGCCGCGGUCAUAGCCGGGCACGACCCAAGUGCACCACGUAUGGCAGCCCUCAGCUCUCUGGAGACGAAGACUUCACCCUGGACUCCAUGGAAGUGUGGGCUGUGGGAAAACCCCCAGAGCCCGAGGAGGGUGAGGAGGGCGGAGCUAAGAAGAGCAUCCUGGAUGUGGAUCCAGAGGCCCAGGCCCUGAUGGAGAUCACAGGGAAGACCAUGCACAGUCAGGGCCUCAGAGAACCAGAGGAUGACCAGGAGUGACUGUAAACACACCCAGCUAUAUAUCGCUUCCAUUCAUGCCCCACCCCCCCAGUCUACCCAGGUACUAAUUCAUGUGGAUUUAAAGGGAGCUUAAAGGUGGUCUGCACAGUGUGGUUUGUCACCAGUGUGCAGGUUUCAGGCCUGCUUUACAUCAGCGAGAGCACGAUGGACGUGUUCACAUUUGAGCUGCACUGGAGUGAAUUCAUUUCAUCACUAUUAAAAAACACAGAGUGAAGAAUCAGACUAAAGAGACGUAGCUUGGAGGAAUAAUUCAGGGAAUUUACAACACUGGCGAUCACAGCUUCUUUUUCCUUCCGGUAAAGUUCAUGAAGACAAGAAACAGAAACUUUGAUUACCUGUCUUACAAACUGGACACAUUCCUGGAUUUACUAUUCCUUACCAGUUAGCACAAAGUCCAAAUCCUGACUUGGAUUCUGGGCAGAUAAGCUGAGUAAUUAACAGCUUAAACAAAGACUGUGGAAUGCUGCAUCACAGCAGGCCUGUAGCGUCUGUGCAGAUGUGAUACUGUGAAUUUCACCUUUUAAGUCACGUGUGAUUUUAUGCUUCAGUGUUUUAGACUGAUGAGCAGGUCUGUGGUUGAUCAGCGAGAGGAUCAAUAAAUCUCUAUUUAAUCUGUAAUCUAAUCUGUAUUAUAUUACUUAUAAAGUGAAAUAUUUCAA
Molecule: messenger RNA, 3372 nt
Organism: Haplochromis burtoni (Burton's mouthbrooder)
Lineage: Eukaryota; Metazoa; Chordata; Actinopteri; Cichliformes; Cichlidae
Gene: meak7
Product: MTOR associated protein, eak-7 homolog
Exons: 10
Coding region: 1313-2692 (459 amino acids)
Biological process (GO): TOR signaling
Source: RefSeq, a predicted model, not a curated record